CAGUACAAUUUCAGCAGCAACAACAACAACGUCAACUCAACCAACAGCAGUUGUCGUUUUAUCAACAACAGCAGCAACAACAACAUAAUUGUGAUUUUAAACGUUUUUAUUUUGACAACAACGAUCCAAUAUACGAUUUUUUGAUGGACCUGCUGGUACACAAAAUGGCGGAUGGUGGUCACACAUUCGUGAAGAAGAAUUUCCAUAAGCCUACGUAUUGUCAUCAUUGCUCCGAUAUAUUGUGGUUCGGUUUAAUUGGACAGGGUUAUAUAUGUGAAGUAUGCAAUUUUAUAAUACACGAAAGAUGUGUCACAAAUGUUGUAACUCCUUGUUCUGGCAUUGCACCAUGUAUUAUUAAGAAUCCUGUUGCGCAUUGUUGGUCUGAACCAACAACUCACAAGAAGAAAUUUUGUACAGUAUGUCGCAAACGCUUAGAUGAAACACCAUCCGUACAUUGCAUAGGUAAGUUUUGCUUUUUGCAAAAAAAAAAAAAAAAAACAAACCAAAAAAACUUCCUUUUGAAAUAUCUAGCUGAUGAAUUCGAAAAUAUUGAAAUUGCUGAUUUAAUAGAUGACAAUCAGCGUAUUAUUGACGACAGAAAACGAGCCGAUAGUACACCCGAAUUAAGUUUAAGAGAAAUUUUAUUAUUACAAAGACAACGUUUAGAACAAUCAAAACAAAAUUUUUUUCUUUCAUCUUCACCCUCUUCGUAUGCACCCUCACCCAUACCGACAAUGAUAGCGGGCGAUAUGACCUCUUCGACACUGGCAGCGGUGGCGUAUGUAAUGGAAAAAGGUUUAGAUAAAAUUAAUGACGAUGAUAUGGAGUGCGAUGAAGCAAAUGAGCAGGCCGGAGAAGGCGAAGAGCAAAAAAAUCAAAAUAAUAUAGAUGAUAUAACAGAAUUGGAUGCGAAUGAUGAUAGUGCUUUACAAUUAACACAGACCACAAAUACUACAUACUCUACACACAAUAAAAAGUGCCAAAAUACUAAAAAUAUUACAAAAUCUCCCUCUGCUUCGUCGUCUUUGCAUUUAUUUUAUACGAAUAUAGUACGUAAGAUACCAUAUCAUGGAAGGCGAAAACAUCUCUCCUCCAAUACUGAUGACGAGGACGAGGAUGUGGGUGUUUGUGAUGUAAGUGGCGGUGAUAUUAGCGAUGACUAUGAUCACUGUGAUGUGGCACUGAAGAAAAGGGCAGCUGGUGCUAAACUACAGGGUCCAAGUGAACGAGCGGCAGCAGAAGGCCAUGGCGUUGGUAGUGAUUGCGACUAUCAUGGUGAUGUUGAGGGCGAAACGGCGCCACAUGAGGGUUUCUAUGAAACUUCUGAUACUGGCGGGGAAUUGACCACAACCGAUGAUAUUGAUUCAAGCAUGAAUCUUAUAAGUAAUUUAAGUUAUAAUAGUAGUAAUAGCAAUACAUCUAUAGACAAUCGUAGUAGCAUAGAUAGAAGUAAAAAUGCACACAACUUGAAAUUGUCAUCGGGGAUGCCGUUGCCAAAGAAGCGUAAUCAUUCGAUGACAGUUAACACUGCCUUAGGUGUGCAUAGUAGUAGUAGUGCAGGUGCUGCUGGAAAACUGACCUCACAAAAGACUGGAGCUAUAACAAAGGCCACAAAACCUAUACUCUGCCCUCCAAAAGGACACUCUACAGGUGGUUCUGUAAGCUCACCUAAUUCAAGUGAUUGUUCUUCAGCUUCACCCAUACCACCACCAACCUCGGGAAAAACGCUUUCCUCACUACCGGCUCAACUGUCGCCGGUAGGUCGCAGUAAAUCGUUUCAAGAGCCUGGUGUUAAAUCACACUCACCCAGUCCGCGUCACAAAAAAUAUGCCCGUUUCUUUCAACGGCGUCGUUCGAAACGUUCCAAUGCCGGAAAGUCCGAAAAUAAAAAUAUCCAUAGCAACUAUAGUCUUGAUACUAUGUAUCAGAAUAUUGAAAUUACCAUACAAGAUGAGGAUGGCAAUUUUCAGCCUUAUGACGAUAACUACGAUACCUACAAAUGCAGACGCCAAAGGCGUAGUGAUGAUCUCGUUAAUGCCGAUGACUAUGACGACGACGAUGAGGAUAGGGAGGUGUUGAAAGAGUAUUCGCAAUUUUUGGACAAUCGUUUAAGACCACAUCGUCAUACAAUGUAUGGCCAUAGUGAUGAUGCUGGCGGUGAUAUAAGUGAUGCUACCAGUUCACGUAGUCGUUCACGUCUCAGUGAUAAUGAGCAUGUCUUUGGCAAAUUACUAAAACGUAUGCGUCGUUUGUCAUUGGGUUGGCGUAAACCGCGCUAUCAUAAACGCAGAGCUCGGAGUAUAUCGGAAGAGUUUAGCAGUGGUGAUACGCCUCGUUUUAAAGAUGAAGAAUCUGUGGAUAGAAUUGAGGCAAUGGCUGUUGUGCCAGGCGGUAGUGCAGCUGGCUGCAGUAGUGGUGGUUCCUCAUCGCAUCAUAGACCCGACUCACAAUUAGGUCACAAAUCGGAUAAAUCCGACAAAGAAAAAGAGAAGAAAGAGAAAGAACGUGAAGAAAAGGAUAUAGAAGCCAUUAAAGUAUUCGAUGGCAAUAAUUCAUUUAGACGUCAACUAUAUCGUGUCAUUGUAGUACCUCGUACAUACACUUUGGAACAAUUGCUAACGACAGCACUAAGAGCAUUUCAUAUAUCACGUGAUCCAAGUGCAUUUUAUUUAACCGAUUUGUAUGCACCAGCUGGUAUGGAAGAUGCACCAUUGCAAGAUCCCAAUCCUGUAUUAAGCUUAAAUCAUUUGGAAGGUAAACGACCAGCUAUAUUUCUAAGGUUUCAUGAUAGAGAUAAUGGCUUUGUACGCGUUUAUCCUGGCAAAUUGCAAUGCUCUGUAGAAGAGCCUUAUGUUAGUGUUCCUGUCGAUACUACGACCACUAUUAAGGAUUUGAUACGUGAUGCUCUCGAUCGUUUUGGUUUAGCCGAAAAUCAAAUCGAUGACUACAGAUGUUCCCAAGUAUUAUUAGAUAGUGGUGUUACCGAACGCAUUUUAUCUAUAACUGAACGUCCUUUGAAUAUUAUGAAACAAAUGGGCAAAGACUCUAUACGUCAAAUGGAAUUGAUGCGUUUCUAUAUGCAGCAUAGUCAAGAUCCUCAUGGUCCCAAUAUUGCUUUAUUCGUGGGCAAUCUAGAUCCGGGCAAGUCUCAGCGCAAAUAUGAAGAUUUCCUUAAUAAAUAUUUAAAUGAGGAUAGUAAAUUUACUAGUAUUGGUCCAAUCUAUUAUGAAUACGGUUCGGUUGUCUUGACCUAUGAAGAUGCCCAGAAAGCGGUAAGAGCUUUUUAUAUAUUACGUGAAGUACGUUGGGAUGGUAAAGAUUUGUUGGUAAUGCUAUUGCCAAAUAUUGAACCCAGCAUGGUACCGGCCGAUAUCAAUCCUUUGUUAGUAUUUGUAAAUGUUAAAUCUGGUGGCUGUCAGGGUUUGGAAUUGAUAUCGAACUUUAGAAAACUACUAAAUCCAUUUCAAGUAUUUAAUUUAGAAAAUGGUGGACCAUUACCUGGUUUAUACGUAUUUCGUCAUAUUCCUCAUUAUAAAAUCUUGGUGUGUGGUGGUGAUGGUACCGUAGGUUGGGUGUUGCAGUGUCUUGACAAUGUGGGUCAAGAUUCAGAGUGUUCUAGUCCACCUUGUGCUAUUUUACCGCUGGGAACAGGUAACGAUUUGGCUCGUGUUCUCUGCUGGGGUACUGGCUAUACUGGCGAUCAGGAUCCUCUUAGCUAUUUGCGUGAAGUUAUUGAUGCUGAGGAUAUACGUUUAGAUCGUUGGACCGUGGUAUUCCAUCCUGAAGAGAAACCCGAGGAACAAACCAUGAAGGUUACGACCAAUACAACCGGUAAGAAGAAGAAGGCUCAUCAAGCACAUCUAUCGCAACAAACAGAUCAGCAUCAUCAAGAACCGGCCAUUACAUCGAGUGAUAAAUCAGCUGGUGCCGCAGAUGACGAAUGCGAGGGUACGAAAAAUGAGGAUAAUACCCAGAUAUUUGUUAUGAAUAAUUACUUUGGUAUUGGACUCGAUGCGGAUCUAUGUCUAGACUUUCACAAUGCACGCAUGGAAAAUCCAUUUAAAUUCAAUUCACGUCUUCACAACAAGGGUGUUUAUGUGAAAAUGGGUCUGCGUAAAAUGAUGACACGUAAAUGUACAAAGGAUUUGCAAAAGGAAAUGCGUUUAGAGGUCGAUGGCAAAGUAGUCGAAUUGCCGCCAUGUGAGGGCAUUAUUAUAUUGAAUAUAUUAAGUUGGGGAAGUGGUGCUAAUCCUUGGGGACCUGAUAAGGAUGAUCGUUUUUCACCACCCAAUCAUUAUGAUGGUUUGUUGGAAAUUGUUGGUGUUACCGGUGUUGUACAUUUGGGUCAAAUACAAUCGGGCAUACGUUAUGCUAAUCGUAUAGCUCAGGGUGGCCAUAUAAAAAUGCAUUUACAUUCUGAUUUACCUGUACAAGUUGAUGGUGAACCUUGGGUACAAUGUUCCGGUGAUAUUGUGGUUUUAAAAUCUGCUCUAAGGGCCACUAUGUUAAAAAAGGUUAAAAACAAAAUGAAACGUCGUAACACCGAACCAACUAUGGCUUUAACCAAUCAACAAAUGGCUUUAGCCUUGCCACCGACUACAGCCGAAGGAGAUUCCGAAUCAGAAAUACCUACCAACAACACCGAUUUCUGAAUAUGGUACAGUGAGCGUUUGAUUUAAGGUUUUUUCUUUUUUUAUAUAAAAAUUUAUUAUUUAUUUAAUAUUAUUCUCAUACACAAACUAGAUUAAAAACAUUUAAAUACAUUUAAAUAUAGUUUCUUAAUAAUUUCCUACAUAAUUUUAGCAUUUUAGUAUAUUUUUAAAUAUUUUACAUUUUUUGUUUUAUAAGUUAAAACCUUAAAUUCAAAUUUGCUCUAAUUUAAAGCGAAAA
This is a messenger RNA of Lucilia cuprina (Australian sheep blowfly), 4890 nucleotides long. RefSeq lists its product as uncharacterized. Gene Ontology annotation, biological process: intracellular signal transduction; diacylglycerol metabolic process; lipid phosphorylation. Gene Ontology annotation, molecular function: ATP-dependent diacylglycerol kinase activity. The transcript is spliced from 15 exons. The record is from RefSeq and is a predicted model, not a curated record. The coding region runs from base 144 to 4652 and encodes 1502 amino acids. Lineage: Eukaryota; Metazoa; Arthropoda; Insecta; Diptera; Calliphoridae.